GCGGGGCAAAAAGCGGCGCUGAGCGGACGGGGCCGAACGCGUCGGGGUCGCCAUGAGCGCGGAUGGGGCGAAGCGGACGGCGGCCGAGAGGGAGAGGGAGGAGUUCGUGGGGUUCUUCCCGCAGAUCGUCCGCGAUCUGACCGAGGACGGCAUCGGACACCCGGAGGUGGGCGACGCUGUGGCGCGGCUGAAGGAGGUGCUGCAAUACAACGCUCCCGGUGGGAAAUGCAACCGUGGGCUGACGGUGGUGGCUGCGUACCGGGAGCUGUCGGGGCCGGGGCAGAAGGAUGCUGAGAGCCUGCGGUGCGCGCUGGCCGUGGGUUGGUGCAUCGAGUUGUUCCAGGCCUUCUUCCUGGUGGCUGAUGAUAUCAUGGAUCAGUCCCUCACGCGCCGGGGGCAGCUGUGUUGGUAUAAGAAGGAGGGGGUCGGUUUGGAUGCCAUCAACGACUCCUUCCUCCUCGAGUCCUCUGUGUACAGAGUGCUGAAGAAGUACUGCAGGCAGCGGCCGUAUUACGUGCAUCUGUUGGAGCUCUUCCUGCAGACCGCCUACCAGACUGAGCUCGGGCAGAUGCUGGACCUCAUCACAGCUCCCGUCUCCAAAGUGGAUUUGAGUCACUUCAGUGAGGAGAGGUACAAAGCCAUCGUUAAGUACAAGACUGCCUUCUACUCCUUCUACCUACCCGUGGCUGCUGCCAUGUAUAUGGUUGGGAUCGACAGUAAGGAAGAACACGAGAAUGCCAAAGCCAUCCUGCUGGAGAUGGGGGAAUACUUCCAGAUCCAGGAUGAUUACCUGGACUGCUUUGGGGACCCGGCGCUCACGGGGAAGGUGGGCACCGACAUCCAGGACAAUAAAUGCAGCUGGCUCGUGGUGCAGUGCCUGCAGCGCGUCACGCCGGAGCAGCGGCAGCUCCUGGAGGACAACUACGGCCGUAAGGAGCCCGAGAAGGUGGCGAAGGUGAAGGAGCUGUAUGAGGCCGUGGGGAUGAGGGCUGCGUUCCAGCAGUACGAGGAGAGCAGCUACCGGCGCCUGCAGGAACUGAUAGAGAAGCACUCGAACCGCCUCCCGAAGGAGAUCUUCCUCGGCCUGGCACAGAAGAUCUACAAACGCCAGAAAUGAGGGGUGGGGGCGGCAGCGGCUCCGUGCUUCGCGCUGUGUUGGGUGGCUUCGCAGCCCCGGACCCGGUGCUCCCCCCACCCGUUAUCCCCGGGGAUGCGGGGGGGGGGCGGUGCGGGGCGCGCAUCCAUCGGUGCCGUCAGACUGUGUGUCAAUAAACGUUAAUUUAUUGC
Molecule: messenger RNA, 1287 nt
Organism: Gallus gallus (chicken)
Lineage: Eukaryota; Metazoa; Chordata; Aves; Galliformes; Phasianidae
Gene: FDPS
Product: farnesyl diphosphate synthase
Exons: 9
Coding region: 53-1117 (354 amino acids)
Biological process (GO): trans, trans-farnesyl diphosphate biosynthetic process
Cellular component (GO): cytoplasm
Molecular function (GO): dimethylallyltranstransferase activity; (2E,6E)-farnesyl diphosphate synthase activity
Source: RefSeq, marked validated